GUACUUUUAUUUUGAAAACUUUCUAACCGGAACCGGAGCAGCGAAGCUGCUAUUUCAAUUGUCAAGUGAUGUCGGUGAGCUUGCAAACUCGACUGCGAACCAGAAAAAGAACGAAUAGACUGCUACACAGUCUAGUUCAGUAGGUUCAGUACUCGACAUAGCUAACUAUCAACAUUUAAAGAUUUGCCCUGAUUUAAAAAAAAAAAUAGAAGGCGUGAAAGACGAGGUAAAAAAUGUCGAACGAAAUACUGUUCCGUACCCAGCUUGCUUCCAUAAUGGAGGUGCUGGCGAACGCGGCCGUGGAGGAAAUAUGCAAACUCGUGGACGAUGGAUACGCGGUUGUGCAUCUGCAAAUGUCGGAGUACCAAAAAGAGAACGAGGCUCUGAAGGUGGCUCUCCACCUUAUGGAGCUGAAGGCAGCGCGGGGUUGCGCAGAGAGAGCGAGAGCGCCAGAGAACCACCUGGAUCCGUAUUCGGACGGAGCUCUGACGUUGCGGGACAAGCCGAGAGGAACAUCCAAGGAGGGUCCUACUGUUGCCGGAAACAGGGUGCUUGGAAAUCCUGGAGACGUUUGUCCACAGGGUUUUCACCCGGCUGUGGAGGAGGGCAACCCAGUCACGACUUUCAGCUUGAAGCAGGUCGAGCCUGCGGGAGCAGAUAAUGACAGGAACACAUGCAUUCUAAUCAAGGAAGAAAUCCCAGAGGGAAGCAGCAAUGCCCACGCAGACAUGAAGAUCCCCGUGCAGGGAGCACUGGAUUCGGGCACUGGGGAGGAGGACGGGGUCCCUGCGCUGGGACUCGGGGUAUCGGCUGCAGAGUGCCCGCAGGAGCACCGGGCGGGGCGCGGGACCGCCGUUUGGGAGGUCAGUGGUGCGGAAGCCGUGCUUAGAUUACAGGCGGAGAACAUGGCCGCCCCGAGGCUGGGAGAGCGGGCCCCGCUGAGCGCGCGCGGGUCUCAGUGUUCCACCGCCGCGUUCCGCGCUCCCGGGCAGGCGCCCGCCCAGGCCCCGCCCCGCCCUUUCCGCGGAGCGGAGCUGCGGCCCGUCCCUAAAGAGCUCGCGGGGACCUGUGCGCGCCCGUCGCCUAGCGACCCGGAGCCGAGAGCAGACGGGGUGGUGAUGGACUCCGUUAAAGAGGAAUCUGUGACUCAGCUCCCCGAGUGGGACAAAGACCCAGCCCCGCUGCGCGCACGUCACCGUGACGACAGGGACGCGGAAGAGGCGCCGCCAGGGCCCGUUAACCCCUCUAGCCUCCCGCUCGUCUGGCCCGCCGGCGGGGAAAUCGCCACGGCGACCUGCGACUCGGACGCCGGCGGCCUGGACGGCCUCGUCGCCUGCGAGAGAGACUUCGGCUUCGCGGCCGGCUGCAACGGUUCGGCCAAGGAGAAGCGGUUCGUCUGCCGGUUCUGCGGGAAGGGCUUCACGCGGCUGAACGCUCUGGAGAUCCACCAGCGGGUGCACACCGGGGAGAAGCCCUUCCGCUGCGCGCAGUGCGGCAAGCGCUUCUCCGACUCCAGCAACCACCGGAGGCACCAGAGCGUGCACACGCGGGAGAGGCCGUUCAGCUGCACGCAGUGCGAGCGCAGCUUCUCCCACCACUACCAGCUCAAGGUGCACCAGCGGGUCCACACGGGGGACCGCCCCUUCUGCUGCGUGCACUGUGGGAAGAAGUUCGGCGAGCGGAGUUUCCUGAAAAUGCACCAACAGAGAGACCACGCCCCCCUGUAUGUCACAUGACCUGGAUUUAACAGUAUCCGCACCAUUGAGACAUCAGAGCACACCCAUCCGGGGUUUGUUUUCUUGGCAUAUGGACUUAUCUAGAGUGGCAUACAGAUGCAUUGUGGGACGGUUAUAUUCCAGCCCAGAGUGCAGAAGAUGGAUACUGAUAGGCCAGUAAUGCUUUACCAUGGGCAUGUAGGACGUGGAUGAAAAAUGAGCACAGCAGUGGGUUCAUUAACACCAAUGUGGCUCCUGGCUAGCCAUGGGCUGUGUGAGCUUCUGACGGUGUCAUAAGUGCUGUAUGAACUACCCAUCAUUGUUUGAUUCCUUACAUAUUUUAUAAAAUCCUAAUAUCAGCA
Messenger RNA from Anguilla rostrata (American eel), 2077 nucleotides. Its product is annotated as zinc finger protein 316-like. Gene Ontology annotation, biological process: embryo development; regulation of transcription by RNA polymerase II; urogenital system development. NCBI's taxonomy places the organism in Eukaryota, Metazoa, Chordata, Actinopteri, Anguilliformes, Anguillidae. Gene Ontology annotation, cellular component: nucleus. Bases 234 to 1736 code for a protein of 500 amino acids. The transcript has 4 exons. The record is from RefSeq and is a predicted model, not a curated record. Gene Ontology annotation, molecular function: RNA polymerase II transcription regulatory region sequence-specific DNA binding; DNA-binding transcription factor activity, RNA polymerase II-specific.